Myotis daubentonii (Daubenton's bat) is the source of this 1027-nucleotide messenger RNA. RefSeq names its product chymotrypsin like elastase 1 (gene CELA1). Gene Ontology annotation, biological process: proteolysis. The record is from RefSeq and is a predicted model, not a curated record. Gene Ontology annotation, molecular function: serine-type endopeptidase activity. Lineage: Eukaryota; Metazoa; Chordata; Mammalia; Chiroptera; Vespertilionidae.
GGCAGGAAGGUUAGCAAAGCUGCUGAUAAGAGGAGUAUAAAAAGGCUUGGGUCAUGGUAAGGGGCCACUUGUGGUCUACUCCACUGGCAACAUGCUGAGCUUCCUCAUCUUUGCCACCCUGGUCCUUUAUGGACACAGCACCCAGGACUUUCCGGAAACCAACGCCCGGGUAGUUGGAGGGGUUGAGGCCCGGAAGAAUUCCUGGCCCUCUCAGAUUUCCCUCCAGUACCUGUCCAGAGGUAACUGGUAUCACACCUGUGGAGGGACCCUUGUCAGACGGAACUGGGUGAUGACAGCUGCUCACUGUGUGGACAACCAAAUGACAUUCCGUGUGGUGGUUGGAGACCACAACCUGAGUCAGAAUGAUGGUACUGAGCAGUACGUGAGUGUGCAGAAGAUCGUGGUGCAUCCAUACUGGAACAGCAAUAACGUGGCUGCCGGCUAUGACAUCGCCCUGCUGCGUCUGGCCCAGAGCGUUACCCUCAACAACUACGUCCAGCUGGGUGUUCUGCCACGGGAGGGAACCAUCCUGGCUAACAACAGUCCCUGCUACAUCACAGGCUGGGGCAGGACCAGAACCAAUGGACAGCUGGCCCAGACCCUGCAGCAGGCUUACCUGCCCACUGUGGAUUACGCCACCUGCUCCAGCUCCUAUUACUGGGGCUCCACUGUGAAGAACACCAUGGUGUGCGCUGGAGGAGAUGGAGCUCGCUCUGGAUGCCAGGGUGAUUCUGGAGGCCCCCUCCACUGCUUGGUGAAUGGUCAGUAUACUGUCCAUGGAGUCACCAGCUUUGUGUCCAGCCAGGGCUGUAAUGUCUCCAGGAAGCCCACAGUCUUCACCCGGGUCUCUGCUUACAUCUCUUGGAUGAAUAACGUCAUUGCCAGCAACUGAACAUCUUCCUGAGUACAACAGCCAUGCCAAGAUAAUUCUUUAAUUCGCAGCAGGACUUGAGGCCAUCAAGAAAAAAACAUUCUAGAAGACUAUUGAACCAGAUACAGAAAUGCAAAUAAAACUGCAUACACAUUA